CAGCAGGUCUGAGUCUGCGCAGUGAGGGCAAACCCUGACGUCACCAAAUCCCAACUGCAAUAACUUGUUGAUUUAAAGAAAGCCAUUUGGUUUCCCACAUGCUUAAAAUCUGAAAAUGAGGCCACAUGAAAAAUGGAAAGAGUCGGUUCGUGAACGUGUUUAUGACCUUGCAUUCAAGCCAGAUGGCAGCCAAAUUAUUAUAGCUGCAGGACAACGUGUGCUGGUCUGUGAUGCUAAAGAUGGAACUAUUAUCCAGCCUUUAAAAGGACACAAUGGCACAGUGUACUGUGUGGCCUAUGCGAAGGAUGGUAAAAGGUUUGCCUCAGGAUCUGCAGACAAAAGCAUCAUCAUAUGGACUUCAAAACUGGAGGGUAUUUUAAGAUAUACCCACAAUGAUGCUAUCCAGUGUGUCGCUUACAACCCAGUCACUCACCAGCUUGCUUCCUGCUCAUCUGGUGACUUUGGCUUGUGGUCCCCAGAACAGAAAUCUGUAAGCAAAACUAAAGUGAGUAGCAGAAUAACGUGUUGUGGGUGGACCAACGAUGGGCAGUACCUCGCCCUUGGCAUGAUGAAUGGUGUGGUGAGCAUACGGAACAAGAAUGGAGAGGAGAAGGUUAAAAUAGAACGUCCAGGAGGAUCUUUAUCCCCUAUCUGGUCCAUCGCCUGGAGUCCCUCCAAGGAUGAACACAAUGACGUGCUGGCUGUGGCAGACUGGGGUCAAAAGCUCUCCUUUUACAAACUCAGUGGACAGCAGAUUCGAAAAGACAAAACUCUAAACUAUGACCCUUGUUGCAUCAGCUACUUCUCCAAGGGCGAGUACAUUGUGAUGGGUGGCUCGGACAAACAGGUGUCCCUCUACACUAAAGAUGGAGUGCGGUUAGGGACCAUCGGAGAACAUAAAGCAUGGGUGUGGACAUGCCGAGUUAAGCCCGACUCCAACUAUGUGGUGUGUGGCUGCCAGGAUGGGACCAUCUACUGCUACCAACUUAACUUCACCACAGUUCAUGGCCUCUACAAAGACUGCUAUGCCUAUAGAGACAGCAUGACCGAUGUUAUCGUGCAGGACCUCAUCACUGAGCAAAAACUGAGAAUCAAGUUCUGUGAACUGGUAAAGAAGAUAGCCAUCUAUAAAAACCGCCUCGCCAUUCAGCUGCCUGAGAAGAUCAACAUCUGUGAACUCAAGGAGGACAACUCCUCCACCCUGAACUACAGCAUUAGCAAGAGAAUCUGCAAGAAGUUUGAAUGCAACCUGCUGGUGGUCUGCUCCCAGCACAUCAUUCUCUGUCAGGAGAAGAGACUCCAGUGCCUGUCUUUUGCCGGUGUCAAGGAAAAAGAAUGGGUGAUGGAAUCUAUGAUUCGUUACAUCAAAGUGAUCGGUGGUCCGCCAGGCAAGGAGGGUCUGCUGGUGGGCUUAAAGAACGGAGCUAUCCUGAAGAUAUUUGUCGACAAUCCUUUCCCAAUAACGCUGCUGAAGCUGUCAACAUCAGUGCGCUGCCUCGAUAUGAGCGCGUCCCGCAAUAAACUGGCUGUGGUGGAUGAACAUAACACUCUCUUCGUCUAUGACAACAACAGCAAAGACUUGCUUUUUCAGGAGCCUAACGCUAACAGCGUAGCCUGGAACACCCAGUGUGAGGACAUGCUGUGUUUCUCUGGGAACGGCUACCUUAACAUCAAGGCCAGCAACUUUCCAGUGCACCAGCAGAAAAUGCAGGGCUUUAUAGUGGGCUACAACGGCUCGAAAAUAUUCUGCCUCCACGUCUAUUCCAUGUCUGCUGUCGAGGUGCCUCAGUCAGCACCCAUGUACCAAUACCUGGAGCAGAAGAUGUUUAAGGAAGCUUAUCAGAUCGCCUGUCUGGGUGUGACAGACAGCGAUUGGAGGGAUUUGGCCACAGAAGCUCUCGAGGGACUUGACUUUGAAACAGCCAAGAAGGCCUUCAUUAGAAUCCGAGAUUUGCGCUACUUGGAACUGAUCAGCAGCAUUGAGGCGAGGAAGAAGCGGGGCGAGAACGACAACGAGAUGUUCCUGGCAGACGUCUAUGCCUUCCAGGGGAAAUUCCGCGAGGCUGCAAAGCUCUACAAACGCAGCGGCCACGAACCAGCCAUGAAGAAAGCUGUGAACAUGUACGCCGACCUGUGCAUGUUCGAGCACGCCCAGGAGUGUGCGGGUAUUACAGACCCAAAGGUCUCCCUCAAGCUAAUAACAAAGCAGGCAGAUUGGGCUAAAAGCAGCGAGGAGCCCCGGACAGCAGCUGAGAUGUAUCUGUCAGCAGGAGAACACAUGAAAGCUAUAGAUAUUAUCGGAGAACACGGCUGGGCUGACAUGCUAAUUGGCGUUGCACGUAAGCUGGACAAGGCUGAGCGUGAACUACUGGCAAAGUGUGCGGUGUACUUCAAGAAGCUGGGACACCAUGGCUAUGCCUCAGAGACUUAUUCCAAGAUGGGAGACUUAAAGGCUUUGUUGCAACUACACGUGGAGACGAGUCACUGGGAAGAGGCCAUCUCCCUGGUGAAGGAGCACCCACAGUUCAAUUAUGACGUCUAUUUCCCUCUCGCCCUUUGGUUUGCAGAAAACAGUCACUUUGAUGAGGCGCAAGAAGCAUUUAACAAGGCUGGGCUUCAUAACGAAGCUGUAAAAGUCCUCAAGCAGCUUACCCACAAUGCAAUGGUGGAGAACAGGUUCAAUGAUGCAGCCUACUAUUACUGGAAGCUGUCCAUGCAGUGUUUGGACAUCGCCAGAGAAAAGGAAGAUCAGAGGAAGGAAAUGCUGCAGAAGUUUGAGUCUUUUCAGCAUCUUGCUGAGCUAUAUUAUGUCUACCGCUCCAUUCAGCUCUACACGGAUGAACCAUUCAGUUCCCACAUGCCAGAGACGCUCUUCAACAUAUGCAGGUUCCUAUUGAACAACCUCACCAAGGACGUACCGCCAGGAAUUUCUAAAGUCAACACCUUGUUUGCACUGGCCAAGCAGAGUCGCAAACUGGGAGCGUAUAAGUUGGCCCGGUAUGCAUACGAGAAGCUCCAGGAGCUGCACCUUCCUUCACGUUUCAGGGAGUCCGUAGAGCUGGGCAGCCUCACCAUUCACUUCAAGCCCUUCCAAGACAGUAAGGAGCUGAUUGAGGACAUGAUGUGCUAUCGGUGCUCCACAAACAACCCCCUUCUUCAGAGCAGCGUGUGCAUCAACUGCAGGCAGCCCUUCAUCUACUCCGCUUCAUCAUAUGAGGUGCUGCCUCUGGUGCAGUUUUACCUGGAGGAGGGUAUCAGGGACGAGGAGGCGCUGUCCCUCAUAGACCUGGAAGUUCCUCACACAGAUGAGGGCCAUGCACAAGGCCACACCACAGACAGAGGUGUCAUGCAGUCUAUGAGAAUAGAUGACGGUUUGGAUUAUACAGAGGAGGAUCCAUUUACAGCCACAAUGAGCUUUGAGCAAGGGGGCUCCACCUUUGUCCCCGUCAAGGUGAGCCGCUCGGCGCUGCGCUCCAUGAGCAGAAGGGACGUCCUGAUCAAACGCUGGCCCAAGCCCCUCAAAUGGGAAUACUUCCGUUCCCUGCUGCCGGAUGUGAGCAUCACCAUGUGCCCCAGCUGCUUCAAGAUGUUUCACAGUGAAGACUAUGAGCUCCUGGUGCUGCAGCACACCCGCUGCCCUUACUGUCGGCGGCCAAUUGACGGGCACAAUGGAUCGACCCUCCAACAGAGCCGAUUCAGUGAAUUUCCCUCAUUGUCGUAGUUCUUUUUAUACAACUUCUAUCUGCUGGGUCUUAAAAGGUCCUUUGUUUAAAUUAUCUACUUUUGGGGACUUAAAUAUGUCCUUAACAACUGCAGGAUUUCAGUUAUUGUAGCUUUGUCUGAAUUUUGUACAUUUGUUUUCAUGAAUUUGCUUUUUCCAUGUAUCCUUUUACCCAAGUCUUUGGCUGAUGUAGCAAAACUACAAGGCCCAUAAUGCAUAGCAGCUAACCGCCCCGUUGGUAGGGUUUCAUGGUUAGCCAUUCAACGUCCCUUUAAACAAAACUUUAAAUAUUUGUGCAUUUUCCAAGUUUUUUAUAAACUCUAAUAAAGUGCUUUCUUUCA
Molecule: messenger RNA, 4062 nt
Organism: Cyprinodon tularosa
Lineage: Eukaryota; Metazoa; Chordata; Actinopteri; Cyprinodontiformes; Cyprinodontidae
Gene: ift122
Product: intraflagellar transport 122 homolog (Chlamydomonas)
Exons: 29
Coding region: 116-3721 (1201 amino acids)
Biological process (GO): protein localization to cilium; intraciliary retrograde transport; non-motile cilium assembly
Cellular component (GO): intraciliary transport particle A; non-motile cilium
Molecular function (GO): protein binding
Source: RefSeq, a predicted model, not a curated record